AUGCGUCUGAACUCCAAAACUUUAAAGCAGCAGCCAUCGAAACUAGAUCUAAUAGAUGACACUACACUAACGUCAUUACCAUUCCCUCCACCUCCACCAAUCAAACGACCAUCAGCAGUGGCUUCUCAAAGUUUAUCGUCAACUACCACAGCCAGAGGGAGAGGAGGAAGAGACUCACCAUUGAACCAGCUACGUACAGUUAAAUCGAACCACUCUAGCGUCAAUGGCCCUAUGGAGACAGAAUAUGUGGGUGAUUUAAAUUUUGAUAAAGUUGGUGGCGAAGAUGUAGAAGACGAUGAAGACUAUUAUGAAUACUCCUAUGAAGAAGAAGACCCCAUUGUGUUAGUAGAAGAUUACUUGUCACUAAGAGAAUCAAGUCCUUCAUACACCACCGCAGAUACAUCUCCUGCUACCUCGUCGGGUAUGACGUUGUCAACAUGCUCCACAAGUAGCCAACACCACUUACUACGUCAGAAAUCACUAGCUAAUUUCAAGAAAAGAGUUUUAUCCACCAGCUCAAACAAUUCCACUGAUACUAUAAUUUUGCAGUCAGAAGACAGGAGGGAUAGGAACACGAUAAUAAAUAGUUGCGGCUUACAACCACCACCCUCAUCCUCCUCCUCCUCUUCGAUAGCACAACAGCAACAACAACCCCGUCAACAGUCAGAUGAUUUACAAGCAAUAUUUGGCGACUUGCCCUCUUUUCAUCUUCUUAAACAUUGUGACUUAUGUGACAAACCACUAUACGAAAUAUCAUCCAUUAUAAACUCCAAAUCAAACUUGAAUUUAAACUUAAAGGAAUUUGUUUGUGGCGAUUGUAUUUCAAAUUAUGAAGUUUUCAUGACUGAAUUCAUCCAAGAACAGCAAUUGAAUAACAAAAAGCAACCAAUUGAUCAAGAUGUGGUGAAGGAACCAGCUUCAAAAAAGAUAAAGAAUACUAAAUUUUGGCAUGUGUUGAAUCACAUUUCGAGUAAAUAUAACGUGAGAAGAGAAGUUGUAUGA
Lodderomyces margitis is the source of this 1002-nucleotide messenger RNA. RefSeq lists its product as uncharacterized. The transcript has a single exon. Lineage: Eukaryota; Fungi; Ascomycota; Pichiomycetes; Serinales; Debaryomycetaceae. Bases 1 to 1002 code for a protein of 333 amino acids. The record is from RefSeq and is a predicted model, not a curated record.